Molecule: messenger RNA, 6258 nt
Organism: Vidua chalybeata
Lineage: Eukaryota; Metazoa; Chordata; Aves; Passeriformes; Viduidae
Gene: OLFML2A
Product: olfactomedin like 2A
Exons: 7
Coding region: 3226-5289 (687 amino acids)
Biological process (GO): signal transduction
Source: RefSeq, a predicted model, not a curated record
GUGGGCGCGUUCGAGCCGUUGGAAGGUGCCCAAGCCCCGGCGCUGCGGUGAUGGGCGCUGCAAUGAGCGACUCCGUGCCAGAGAGAGCAGCCCAGACAAGCCCAUCCCCGCGGGGAUGGGGAGCAGGAGCGGGACCGGGCUGCGGGGGGAGCCAGCCUCCCCCGUGCAUCCAGGAGCCCUCGGUUCCAGCUGGAAGACGUCUCCCACGGGGUCAGUGGCCGGAGCGGGGCCGGAGCAGGGACACCGGCACCCAGCCCAGAGGAAUGGCGGUGGGAGCAGCUACUGCUAGGAUCACCAAAUGUUAAAAAGACAGGGUUUUCCAAGACAUUUGGGGGAAAACGACGCUAACACAGCUGUUGUCGGGCAGCACUUAGCUUGGAACAGAUAUCCGAAGCCUGGAAUGCCCUGUUGCUUGGGUUCCCGGCGGGGUGCCAGGGGUGAUGCUGGCAGGACUCAGCGAUCCACGCGGUGCCGUCUCCCUCCCCGCAGGUGCUGCCUGCUGUGCUCAGAGGUGUUUUCUCCAUUCCUGCCGUUGGAUGAGAUCCCAGCGGUGGGCAUGCGUGUGCCACACAAGCGCUUGGCAUGGCUGUGUCCCUGUGACCAGCACGGGACGCCCAAGCAGCGCCAGCGCCCGGGGCCUGGCUGCCGUCAGCCACGGCCCAGCCCUGCCACCAGCACCGUUCUGCCUCGGCUGCAGGAUGUGUUUGACACUUUGUGCCAAGCCUGGGAGGAGGAGGAAGAGGAGGGUGACAUGGUUUCCCUACCGUGACGGGGACAUGCCUUCCAGCAGCUGUGCCAGAGGCGUGCGGUGUGGCAGCUUAUCGACACAGCGUGUUUUCCUCCGAGACGAGUCCUCUGGCAGCAGCCAAGGGACAACUUAAAAGCUGGCCAAGGGUCAUUGUCAAAGGUCCCGCUUUCUCCAAAUAAUGUCACAAACUCUGUGCUCACAUGGAUACUCUUGCAAGAGGUCCCGGAAACCGGGAAAAUUAUCCAGCUCGUAAAACUUGCAGUGAGGAAACCCUCAGCAAAGUGCAGGGACACUCUCCCACACCAGCCAUAGGCCUGCAGCCCCUGGGGAGCUGGGACCCGCUCGGGAGGAGAGGCAGCAGCCACCCGCCAGCACCCUGGGCUGGGGUCUGCAGCGAGUGGGGGAUCCAGGGAAAGAAUCACCAGAGCCCCUGCAGGGCUCCAUCAGCCCCCGACACAGGUUUCUCGGGGAGCUCACAGAUUCCCACCUGGAGAAAGCAGAGCAGCACGGGCUGCCUUCUGCACUCACAUCCCCAAUCACCUGUGCGCUGCUGGGGACAGGGUCUGUGCGUGCCCUGGUGUGGGUUGUCCCCUGCAGAGCCGGGCACGGGCGGGCACGGGCUGACAGAGGCACCCACCCAGCCGAGGGACCGCGGUGGGCGACCCUCACAGCGUCUCCCCGCGUGGGAGCCUGUUUUUUAAUAGUUCCUUCCUUAUGGGCUUUUCUGUAUAAAUAGAACGAGCAGUUCCUGUUUAGGGAAGCUGGCAGACGGCACAGCGAGGUUUAGUGUUACGGCCCCACGUGAAGGUGGGCGGCGGCCCGGGCACGGUGCAGAGACACCCGCAGCGCGUUUGCCCACGCGGGACGGACGCGGCCGGAGCCGGGCGGGUCUCUGGGAAGGGGCUGGCUCUUCAUGCCGUGGGAGAGGUUCUGUGCGGCGGACACCUCCACGAUGGGCAGUGUCACAGCUGCUCCGGUGGGUUCGCUGCUCCGGGCACCCCCCUGCUCAGCCCAGCCUCAGCGGGACAUGCCUCCCAGCACAGCGUGCCGGGGCCGAGGGAGGGGUUGCACAGCCCAGGGCCACCUGCUCCCUCAGGAUCGAGCUUCCAGCACAGGCAGCUGCAGCCCUGACCUCCAGAAGGUGCUGGGAGCAGGCGGGGUCACAGCAUGUGCCGGGGUCGGGCUGUGCUGCCGCAGUGGCACCUUCACCGGUGGCUGGUGCUCUGGGUGCUGGGGGACCCCAGCUCGGAACUGAAGUGGGCCUCCAGUGGGGAGGAUCCCUCAUGGGAUUCCCGCGGGGAUGCGUGCUCACCGGCAGCGCCGUGCACACGGGUGGGCGCUGCCCGCGGCCGGGACAGCGCAGCUCCGGCGCUGCCGGCUGUGCGCAGCGGGGCCGGCAGCUCACGGCCGGGCUGGGAAUCGUCCUGCCUGUUUGCACAAGUGCCGGCGUGGCCUUGGGGGAGGUCAGGGGCCCCGGGGACGUGCGAGCCCGGCGAGGUGGUGUUUGGGGAGGGGGUCCCUGCCCCGCUCCCUGCUGAGAGCUUGAUUAGAUUCUGCUCAAUUUACAGCCCUUUGGCUCCCUGGUGUUUCCCUUCAGCCAGCAGGACCUGGUUUCCCUUUGAACGAAAGAGGGUUUUUUGAAAUGCAAAAUGUGUGAAGUUUUGCAGCCCUUCAGAAAGGGGAGGAAGCCUCUGGCCUGUGCGGGCUGUGGGGAGCUGGGGGUCCGUGCCCAGGUCAGGGAGCGCCACUGCCCCGGUGCCACCAGCGCAGCAGCCCCGCGGCGCAGGAAGGAGGAUCCCUGCGCGGCCGUGGGUGCUGCCUUGUGGCAGGACAUGGGCCCCGUGGGCCUCUGCCCUUUCCCACGCCGCUCUGCGCUCCGCUGUGGUCCGGGGAGGACCGGGAGCCAGAGCUCAACUUGUUUCCCAGCUCUGCCACCGUUCUGUUUCCCAGGAUGAGUCAGAGUCCCUGUGGGCAGAGCCCUCUCCCUCCGGGGUCACCGCACUGCCUCUCCCUGCUCCCCCGGCGCUUGGAGCAGGCACAUCCCCGCCCGUGGGACACCCAGAGCGGCCUGGCCAUGCUCCUGCCAGCCCAGGGGUCCCCCGCAGGUGCACAGCUGGUGGCAGGGGGUGGGAGGGACUCAGCUCCCCUGUUCCUGAGCACAACGGGAGAAAUGAGCUAAAGCGGCCGAAAAGCACCCUGGGCUCUGUAGCGUGAAUCAGGGCCAUGUGUGGGAACAAGGGAGUCCUUGAGCCUGUGCCUCGGGCCAUCGCGGCAGACUGAGGGGCCGAGCUCACCCCGAGGUGGCUGCAUGUCACCACAAACAAGGAACCCUGUGUGGGCUUGCAGCCGUGCCGUGGGGGCACAGAGGCGCUGCUGGGUCCUCUUGCCACCAUCCCUGCUCACUGAGGUCUUGCUGGAGGCUGGGAAGCAGCCACAGAAACGAGACUGAAGUACCUGGGCCACAAAACACCGCAGGGAUGAGCAGCUCCCUGGGCUUUGUCUCUGUCAGCCCGGCUGCAGAGCGGUGGGACAGGGUGCUCUGGAGCAAUGCCUCACACUCUUUGGGGCGCAGCCAUGAGCCCCAGGGGCAGUGGGAGAUCCCUGGGCAAGCAGCACUGGGGGAGUUGGCUGUGAUGGUCUGCUGGGGUUGGCGAGGCCCUGCGGGACACCCGGGUGGGGCACCGGGCUCAUCACGUGUCCCGCAGGCUCUGGGUGACGUGGACCAGGUCCGGAUGACCUCAGAGGGCUCCGACUGCCGCUGCAAGUGCAUCCUGCGGCCGCUCAGCAAGGACGCCUGCAGCCGCGUCAGGAACGGCAGCGCGCGCGUGGAGGAUUUCUACACCGUGGAGACGGUGAGCUCGGGGGCUGACUGCAAGUGCUCCUGCACCGCGCCCCCCUCCUCACUCAACCCCUGUGAGAAUGAGUGGAAGAUGGAGAAGCUGAAGAAACAGGCCCCUGAGCUCUUCAAGCUGCAGGCCAUGGUGGACCUGCUGGAGGGAACGCUGUACAGCAUGGACCUGAUGAAGGUGCACUCCUACAUCAACAAGGUGGUGGCACAGAUGAACACGCUGGAGGAGACCAUCAAGACCAACCUGAGCAGGGAGAAUGACUUCAUGAAGGAGAGCGUCCAGCACCUCACCGACCAGAUGAAACGCUACGAGAACUACUCUGACAUCAUGAUCAGCAUCAAGAAGGAGAUCUCCAACCUGGGCUACCAGCUGCUGCAGAAGGAUGCGGCUGCCAUCCCCGAGAGCAAGGCACAGGACACGACAGGUGGCCGAGAGAAGGAGGCAGGACGGUACCCCAGCACCCGCAAGGCACUGGGGGACAGGGCAGGCCCCCGAGCGCCCAAGGAGAAGCCGCUGAAGCCCGAAAAGCCCAAAAAGGAGAACACCAAGGCCAGGGCGGGGUCACAGCCCACGGCCAAGCCCAAGCCCCUGGCGCAGCAGCAGACUGUGGUCCGAGGCAUCACGUACUACAAGGUCGGGCAGGCGGGAGCGGCGGAGGGUCCGGCCGGCAGCCGCGAGGGCCCUGUGAGAGGGGCAGCUGCGUCAGAGCAGCAGGAGGACAGGGGCCCCCUGCCCCCCUCAGCUGAGGGCACCCCAGCCCAAGCUGUUGCACAGACAGAGACCACCGUGCCCAGCACCACGGCUGCGCCCAGCACCGCCCCGGCCCCCCGCAGCACCACCCGCAGCCCCCCCGGCCCCGGGCAGGGCUCUGACAGCACCGGGGACCCCGAAACACCGAACAGAGUGAAGGAGGUGGAGUGCGAAGGCACUGUCGAGUCCGUGGAGCCCCCCACGGAGCAGCACAGCUACGGGCGCAAUGAGGGGGCCUGGAUGAAGGACCCGGCAGCCAAGGAUGACCGCAUCUACGUCACCAACUACUACUAUGGGAACAGCCUGGUGGAGUUCAGGAGCCUCGACAGCUUCAAGCAGGGCCGCUGGAGCAACCUCUAUAAGCUGCCCUACAACUGGAUUGGCACCGGGCACGUGGUGUACAAAGGGGCCUUCUACUACAACCGUGCCUUCACCAAGAACAUCAUCAAGUAUGACCUGAAGGAGCGGUACGUGGCAGGCUGGGCGCAGCUCCACGACGUGGUGUACGAGGACACGACGCCCUGGAAGUGGAGGGGCCACUCGGACAUCGACUUCGCUGUGGAUGAGAGCGGGCUUUGGGUCAUCUACCCCUCGGUGGACUAUGACUACUCCCAGCAGGAGGUGAUCGUCCUCAGCCGACUGGACCCCGUGGACCUCUCGGUGCGCAAGGAAACCACCUGGAAGACGGGGCUGAAGCGCAACACGUACGGGAACUGCUUCAUCAUCUGUGGCAUCCUCUAUGCUGUGGACACCUACAGCCAGAAGGAAGGGCAGAUCUCCUACGCCUUCGACACGCACACAGACACGGAGGCAGAGCUCCGACUGCCCUUCCUCAACCACUACUCCUUCACCACGCAGGUCGACUACAACCCCAAGGAGAAGGUGCUCUACGCCUGGGACAACGGCCAUCAGAUGACGUACGGGCUCCGCUUCGUGGUCUGAGUGCCCGGGCGGGUCCCACUGCACUCCUGUGCCCACCCUGCGCCGUGCCUGGCUGGGGCACCCUGACGCAGCCUGGCCCUGGCACCCCAACUCCAGCCAGGGCUGUGGCAAGAGCCCCAAAACCUUCCCCAUCUGCUAUGGCCAUCACCUGCACCGUGCCCACUGUGCUGCAGGGCAGGGAGAGCACAUGAGAGCAGCCCCCAGCAGACCCCCCUGUGACAACGUGGCCCCCGGGGCCGUGGCAGCUCGGCCAGCAUCGCCUUCCCGGGGGGCACAGAGAGGAGCCCAGCCCCGCAUCCCUCUGCCACCGCCCGCCCUGCAGCAGCGCACUGAGCACCUCCUGCACUGCCCCCAGCCCAGCCACGCUCCCCGCACGCCCGCCGGGACCGCGUGUGCCAUCACUGCCAGCCGUGCCAGUGCCGGGACAGCCCCGUGCCCUGCCUGCACCCAGCCCCGUGGGGCGGGCGGGCCCCCUCACUGCCAGGCGCCAGGAACAGGUGCCAGUCGCUAUUUUAGGAAGUGUGAUUAAGAUGCCUUUGCUUUUGCUGAUCAUGAGUUUGUUAUUUAAAUGCAUUCACUGGAGCCGUGCAAGUCCCCUUCGGCAGCAGGCGUGGAGGAGCCUGCCUGGGGUGUCCUGCCCGCGCAGCCACCCGCACGCCUGCCCUCACACCUGCCCUCAGCCCUGCCCUCAGCCCUGCCCUCAGCCCUGCCCUCACACCUGCCCUCAGCCCUGCCCUCACACCUGCCCUCAGCCCUGCCCUCAGCCCUGCCCUCACACCUGCCCUCAGCCCUGCCCUCACACCUGCCCUCAGCCCUGCCCUCACACCUGCCCUCAGCCCGCGCCCAGCACGGGACAGGGCAGCCCUCGGGCCGCUCGCUCUCCGUGCGAGGCAGAGCGAGGGGCUGCGAGCGCUUGGCUUGGUUUUGGUCAUUUUAGACAUGAACAGUACUAAAACAUAACAGAUGUGA